Molecule: messenger RNA, 1521 nt
Organism: Exophiala xenobiotica
Lineage: Eukaryota; Fungi; Ascomycota; Eurotiomycetes; Chaetothyriales; Herpotrichiellaceae
Exons: 2
Coding region: 1-1521 (506 amino acids)
Molecular function (GO): oxidoreductase activity, acting on the aldehyde or oxo group of donors, NAD or NADP as acceptor
Source: RefSeq, a predicted model, not a curated record
AUGACUGCCGCUACCAAUGGCAUCAACGGCCACACAGUGCCUGGCAUCCAGGAAGGACAACUGCUGUACAUCGACGGGCAGUACAGACCAGCGGCCGGCUCCUCCACCUUUGAUGUGAUCAACCCUAUGACAGGGAAGAAGAUCUAUCAAAGUGCAUCAGCUGGAGUAGAUGACUAUGAAGCAGCCAUACUCGGUGCUCACAAUGCAUAUCAGACGUGGUCACGCACAUCACCAACGGCAAGGCGGCUGAUCAUGCUCAAAGCGGCCGAUAUUAUCGAAGGGUAUAUGCGGACCGAUGGACCUGAAAUCCUCUCAUCCGAAGUUUCUGCAACUAAAGCCUGGGUCAAAGUGAACCUCAUGGCUACGGCUGGGAUCCUGAGAGAGACGGCCGGACUGGUGACGCAUAUGAAAGGAGAAAUCGUGCCUGCGGACAGACCUGGGACUACCAUUUUGGUCACCAGAGAGCCCGUUGGCGUGGUGUUUGCAAUCAGUCCCUGGAAUGCACCGGUGAAUUUGACAGCAAGAGCCAUUGCAAGUCCUCUGAUAUGCGGAAAUACCGUCGUGCUCAAGCCUUCUGAGUUCAGUCCCAAAUCACAACAUCUGGUUGUCCGAGCGUUCAUCGAGGCUGGCCUCCCUGCUGGGUGUCUCAACUUCCUUCCGACUUCUCCCCAAGAUGCUGCAGCGGUCACAGAGUACACAGUCAAGCACCGUAAAGUGCUGCGCGUCAAUUUCACGGGGAGUGACAGAGUGGGCAAAAUCAUUGCCGGCUGGGCUGCCACGUGCAUGAAGCAGUGCGUGCUGGAAUGUGGUGGCAAAGCUCCGGUGUUGGUCCUGGAAGACGCCAACAUUGAAGACGCUGUUGAAUCCGUUGUGUUUGGAGCCCUAUCUAACAGUGGUCAAAUCUGCAUGUCAACGGAACGGGUCAUAGUCCAUGACUCAAUUGCCCAAGACUUCCAAGCUAGGCUCCUCGAGCGCGUCAGGAAAGUCAGCUACGGCAACCAUCUAGAGUCACCUGACGUGUCCAUGUCCGGACUGUACUCUUGCAAAUCGGCAGAGAGAGUGCUGGGUAUGGUGAAGACUGCAGUAGACGAUGGUGCGAAGCUGUUGCUGGGAGACAUGCAAACUACGGGCCCAAAUAAAACCAUCGUCGGCCCGCAUGUGCUCGGAAAUGUUACUCCCAGCAUGAAAAUCUUCCAGGAGGAGAGCUUUGGGCCUCUCAUCUGCCUUUCAACAACCUCUUCAGACGACGAGGCUGUGGAGUUGGCGAACGACAGCGAGUUUUCACUUUGUGCCAGCGUCUUUUCAAAAGAUGUGUUGAGGGCGAUGGAGGUAGCGAGGCGAGUCCGCGCUGGUAGCUGUCAUAUCAAUGGACCUACAGUAUACAUCGAAGCAACACUGCCGAACGGGGGCACGGGAGGUGCCAGCGGAUACGGACGUUUUGGAGGAAUUGCAGGUGUGGAAGAGUUUACAGAGCGCAAGAUCGUCAGCCUAGUUAAGCCCGGCAUGAAGUAUGCAUUCUAG